AUGUACGCCUCCAAGAUCUUCCUCGGCCUCAUCGCCACCGUCUCGGCCAUCGACAUCUACGGCUACCGCAGCAACGAAAAGUGCAGCGGCGGAGACUACGUCGUCUGCACAAACGCCAACCCAGACAACUGCUGCGUUCGCGCCUCUGGCGACGUCUUCCGCAGCAUCGGCUUCCGCGCCAUCCCGACCAACUGGAGAAUCAUCGGCCGCGCCUUCAGCGGCGGCGACUGCAAGAACAUCAAAUACGUCGCCCAGUCCAACGGCGCGGCGAACGUCUGCUGCGGCGGGAGCAACUACUCUGGCGGCAACUAUGGGUUCGCUACCAAGAAGCGCGAUGAGGGCGCCGCUGAGGAUGGGACCUGCGCCGCUUCUGCCGGAGGCUGCACUUCCGUUGCGAAGGGCGACUUGAUGGUCUUUGAGAACGGACCCAAGUAUAACAUGACUGGUCUUGAUGAUGCUCUUUACACUGAACUGAACGGCGGAAGCUCGGAUGAGAUCCCUGCCAAGUUCGAUGCCUACAAGUUUGAGUAG
Molecule: messenger RNA, 531 nt
Organism: Colletotrichum fioriniae
Lineage: Eukaryota; Fungi; Ascomycota; Sordariomycetes; Glomerellales; Glomerellaceae
Source: RefSeq, a predicted model, not a curated record